Loa loa (African eye worm) is the source of this 303-nucleotide messenger RNA. RefSeq lists its product as hypothetical. NCBI's taxonomy places the organism in Eukaryota, Metazoa, Nematoda, Chromadorea, Rhabditida, Onchocercidae. The record is from RefSeq and is a predicted model, not a curated record. The transcript has a single exon. The annotation marks the transcript as partial.
AAUAAAAUUUUUAUGAAUAUGUAUGCAACGAGCUUGCACGCUAGAAUUAUCAAUAACAGCAAAAUAAACGCUUCUACAUACAAGCAUACAUACAUACAUACAUAUACACACACAUACACACACAUACACAAUACACACGCACAUACAUACACACAACCACAUACAUACGCAUAUACAGACACAGACACAGACACACACACAUACGCAUACAGACACAGACACAAACACACACACGUUUACAUAACUAGCAGCAGCACCCGUUCUGUCAUUUCAAAAUACAAAGGCAGAUAUUUGAAGUACUGA